CAGGAGGGCGGAACGCGGUCUGGCGCCGGGUAAAAGGGAUUUGACAGUUGCGGGUCUCGAGCUGAUCCUUCAGUUGACUUCCUUGGUGGGGCAGAGAGGGAGCGACCAUGGCGGCAGCUGCCUGCGGCCAGCACACUGCUGUCAUAACAGCCCCCGUUAGUGGUAAAAAACCACACAGUAACAGAGAACAUAGCCGGAGGAACCGUGAGAACUCUCGCCGGAGACAAGCGGCUCUUUUGUUUCUCAGUAACAUCUCCCUGGACGGACGGCCGGUCCAGAGUAAUUCAGCUGAAAAUCAAGAACGCCGCCACCACAAACAGAACGACUUGGAGGGAGCAGAUUCCAGCUCUGCGGCGGGGACUGCAGCCGGUUUGUGUCCGGACAACGGUAGCAGCAGUAGCUACGGGACAUUCUCUAAUUUGCCUGCUUCCGUUAGCUGCGGGACGGUCACUCAGUCCGCGGCACCGAGGACGGGACUCAUCACCGUACCGCCGAUUCUCGUCCUGCCGUCGGAUACGGGGUUCAACGAUGUGGAGAGCACGGAGGUGCUGCUGGAGUGCCGCAGAGGCUCCUUCCCUUCCUCGGUGAACAGUAACCUGCUCUCGGCGUCCCCGUCCAACACCAGCCUGCUGCCGUCGCCGGUGGGACCGCGGAAGUCGUCCACUCUGCUGUCGGUUCAAAGCUGUAACUCCAUGUCCUCAGAGCCGCGACAAAGAACUCGUAACCACUCCGGUGGUUCGCCCAGACCUCGACAGCCCAAGAAGAUUCACUUCAUCAAAAAUAUGAAACAGUACGACACAAGAGGCAGCAGGAUUGUGCUCAUCUGUGCUAAGAGGUCUCUGUGCGCUGCCUUUUCUGUUCUUCCCUAUGGAGAGAGCUUCUACCUCAGUGAUCCUACAUUAAAUCACCCCAGGAGGAGACACUCAUCUGGAAACAUUUCUACCACCCUGGAAAUGCUGCCAGGGCUCGAGGGUUUUCACUUGGACACCUAUGGCAGGUCUGUGUCGUACGCGCAGUUCCUGUACCCCACUAACGCUCUGGUGACGCAGAAGCCGUCAUCUGCCAGCGACCUGAUGCUGCAGAUUCCCGUGUCCAGGAGCACUCACAGCAUUCCGGGCAGGAGCUACCCGUCCAGCCGACUGAACAGCACCGUGGGACUGGACCUGGGUGUGGAAGACGUGAUGGAUUACGACCCAAACCUGCUCAGUGACCCCCAGUGGCCUUGUGGGAAACACAAACGAGUGUUGAUCUUCGCCUCUUACAUGACGACAGUUAUAGAAUACGUCAAACCGUCUGAUCUGAAGAAAGACAUGAACGAGACUUUUAAGGAAAAGUUUCCUCACAUUAAACUCACCCUCAGCAAAAUCCGGAGCCUGAAGAGAGAGAUGAGAAUGGUCGGGGAGGACUGCGGCCUGCAGCCCGUCACCCUCGCGAUGGCGUACGUCUACUUUGAAAAGCUGGUGCUGCAGGGGCGACUCAACAAACACAACAGGAAGAUGGUUUCAGCUGCAUGCCUCCUAUUAGCCGCUAAGAUCAGCAGUGACCUCAAGAAACAGGAAGUGAAACACCUCAUUGAUAAGCUGGAGGAGCGUUUCAGGAUCAGCAGGAGGGAGCUCAUUUCAUUUGAGUUCACUAUCCUGGUUGCCCUGGAGAUGGCGCUCUACCUCCCAGAGAGCAAAGUCAUGCCUCAUUACAGACGGCUGGUGCAGCAGCAGCAGGUAUAGCAGCACCUGGCUCAACAGCACUGCAGCACACUCCUCCGCCUCUGUAUGCGGUCCCGACGCAUUUGAACUCCAGCACUGUAGACAGAUCCUCGUGAUGCCUGGCUCAAAGGGUCGGAGGUCACACAGGAAUCGUCCUCCUCUCUGUGCACUACGUCAGAGUUCAGCCACACUGUGAUGAGACAGAGAAACUUCACCCCCCCAUCAAGAACCAAAGUGAUGACACGCUGUGACCGAUGGUUGAGUCACUGGAGGUCAAAUCGAUCACAGCCCCUCAAAAUUCAUUUUUUUCUCCAGCAUUAUUUUUAUACUUUAGGCCGUCAUUACUGUGGGAUUUGAAACUGUGCAGAAAAAUGUACGUUUUAAAAAAACGUAAGGAGAAAUUUCCUUCUAACCAAAAAAACUAACCACAGGUCCUGAUUUCAGAGACACUCGAGUUCUGACUUUUUUCUAAGCUCUCUUUUCAGUUCCUUUUUUUAAAUUUUUUUUUUUUUUGAAAUAUCACUAGAAACACUGACAGCCACAUGCAGUAGACAAUCAUAGUUAUUAUGCUUAAAAACAGUGUUUUCAGCAACUGUAGCACAGACACCAACAGUUAUGAGGACGCUGUGACCGACAUGAAAGGCGAUGAGUUCUGUUCCAGCGCUGUGGAGACCGGUUCCACUGGUUUCUGUGAUUUCUUCUUGCUUUCAUCCUUCGUGUUCAGACUUCAUGAAGUCUGAACUUUUCCUCACGCAGUCCUGAGUUCACCCUGAACAUCUGACUGACUGCUGUUAAACAAUCAGCCUGUUUUUUUUUUUUGAGGACAUUUCCUCUCCCACUCUCUCCUCUGUGUCUUCAAUUGCACUUUAAUUUGUGCAGAUCAGGUUUUCUGAGGACGUUUCAAAGCAUGAGCCAGUUUCCUGUUCACUGAGCUGCAGCCUGCUGCUGUCAGAAGCUCCUGUGGGUGUAUUUGGAUGUUUAAGUGCCUUUCCUAAGGGCACCUGAAGUUGGGUGUAAUUGAAAGAACAGUUUUUUUCUCCUAUUCAAUCUUCCCAUUGUUUUUUUUUUUCUCUUGGAUGUAGAGAUUCAAACCAACUUUAUACACCGAUCAAGCAUAACUUUAUGACCACUGACAGGUGAAGUGAAUAACACUGAUUAUCUCUUCAUCAUGGUGCUGUUAAUGGGUGGGACAUAUCGGGGAGCAGGUGAACAUUUUGUCCUCAAAAUCGAUGUGUUAGAAUCAGGAACAAUGGGCAGUGUAAGGAUUGUAGUGAGUUUGACUCGGGCCAAGACGACUGCAUCAGAGCAUCACAAAACCUGCAGUUCCUGUCGGGUGUUCCCGGCCUGCAGGGGUCAGUAUCUAACAAAGUGGUCCAAGGAAGGAACAGAGGUGAUCCAGUGACAGGAUCAUGCACGUGGAGAGUGAAGGCUGGCCUGUGUGGACCGAUCCAACAGAGGAGAUACUGUAGCCCAAACUGCUGAAAAUUUGAAUGCUCUGAUAGGAAGGUGUCAGAAUACACAGGACAUCGCAGUUUGUUGUGUAUGCGGCUGCAGACAGUCACGCUGACCCAUCCACGACCGAAAGCACCAACGAUGGGAACAUGAGCACAACUGCAUCACAGAGUGAUGGAAGACGGCGGGCUGCUCUGAUGAGUCAUGUUUUCUUUACAUCAUGUGGAUGGUUUUGUGUGUGUGUGUGUGUGUGUGUGUGUGUGUGUGUGUGUGUGUGUGUGUGUGUGUGUGUGUGUGUGUGUGUGUGUGUGUGUGUGUGUGUGUGUGUGUGUGUGUGUCACUUACCUGGGGAACACCUGGCACCACUGUGGGAAGAAGGCAAACCGGCAGAGGUAGUGUGACGCUUUGGGCAAUGUUCUGCUGGGAAACCCUGGGUCCUCCCCUCCACAUGGAUGUUACUGUGAUAUGUACCACCUACCUAAGCAUUGCUGCAGACCGUGUGCACCUUUUCAGGAAUGUUUGAGCAGCACAACAACAUCUUGGAGGUGUUGACUUGGCCUCCAAAUUCCCAGAUCUUAAUCCAAUUGAACAUCUGUUGGAUGUGCUGGACAAACAAGUCUGAUCCAUGGAGGCCCCAGCCUCUCAGGAUCUGUUACUAACAUCUUGGUAACGGAUGCCACAGCACACCCUCAGGGCUCUAGUGGAGUCCAUGCCUUGACGGGGCUCUUUUAUUAGGCAGGAGGUCAUAAAGUUAUGCCUGAUUGGUGUAUUUACCUGUUUUCUGUAUUUUGACUUCUGCCCUGAUUUCAUGCUGUCGACAGAGAUGCAGGGGUCCCUUUGAACACAGCUGUGAUGGAGGUUGGUGUUAGUACACAGAGCCCUCUAAAACACUGGUGUGAUGCUCUCUGCUGCAGCGAAACAACAGCUGUGACAUCCAGGAAAAUGGCUUUCCUUCUCCAGCUAGAUUGCUAAGGUCUCACUCUGAGGAAUGCGGCCCUCUUUAGUUCCGACUUUUGGAAUACAACCUUUUCCCUUUUAGGUCGUCCCAGAAAGGAAACCAGGUUCUCUCUUUAGUUCAUGAGCUGCAUUAACUGAAAGGAGCAGCAACACAACUGCAGACCAGACUGACCGGGUUCAUGUAUAAAGUGAACUUUAAACAGGAACAAAAUGUUGCACCAGGGUGUCUCUGUGGGUGAGAUGUGCGGUGCAUGGCUGUGGUGCAGGCGGCCCUUCUCCGCCUCUCUUCGCUGCACACUUUCUAAGAUGAAGCACUGAGUAAGCCUGCAGGCUGCAGAAUGAACAUCAGAAUUUGCCGUCACAUUACAGAUUCUGACACUUUACAGACUGCAUGAUUAUCUUUAGUUGCAGCUCUUUAACACCUAACAUUUAAAUUUUUAGCGCCUGACGCACCUCUGAUAUUUUUGGACACUGAAACACGAACGUCUUGUUAAACACGUUAACAGAAGGAACUCGCUGUUCCUGCGGACUUCCUCAUUUUUCUCCUGCACUAUUAAGGACCAUCACAGCUGCUGAGAAACCUUUGUGCUCAUAAACUACCUUAGAACUCAUUUCACUCAACGUUUCUGUGUUCAUUGUAUCAUAAAGGGAUGGCUGUUUAACCAAACUGAGGCCUCCAGCAGGAAGUCUGUGACUGUGGUAAAGAUUUAUAGUAGAGUGCUUCAUGUGGGUAUUUUCCUUUUCUAGCCUUUGAUGAUGGACGUUGCACAAACACUUCCUGUUGAGCCUCAGUUAUUUUUGCACUUUGCCUUUUAGUCCUCAAACUUUAUUUUAUCACUAAGUACCAAGGGUAUAUAAUAUUUUUCUACAUGUAAAGUAACUUAUUGUAAUGUUGUAUAUUUGAAAACUGUCUGAAAUUAAUUUAUUGCUGAUAAUCCUCUGGAUGAAGGAUCAUAUCUCCUCUUUGUUGUUUCUCAGCAGAUGAUUGUUGGAAACGUGAUUGUUGGUCCUCAGAUUUUACGUCCACGUUCUUCCACUGAUCUGAUUUUCCCUCGUGUGGUCGCAGACUUGAGUUUUGUGGAUGUCAGAGCAGGAGAGCUGACCUGAAAGAGUCCCAUGAGCCUGUUUAAUAAUCCUGAUGCUUAUUUUGAAAUCAGGCUUUGGGCUUUUUCCAUUUUAUAUUUCAAUCCACCGCAUUAAACUUAGACUACCAUGUAACAGAUCUGAUGCUCACUGUGACAAACUACACAAAGUCAGUGAGUUCAACCAGCAACAUGUUGACCAACAGAAACAUAAAAUCAUCAGCUGAUAAAUCAAUCAGACAUCAGACUGCUCUGUUAAAGACGUGUUUAGGAUGUUAUCUGAGGUCUGUGCAGAACUUUGCUUUAAGAAACUUUCCUGUUCCGGCUUCAGAGGAAACUUUCCUCUCCUGCUCUGACAGACGGUGAAGAAAAAUCCACCCUCAGCGAUUUGCACUGAGUCACUUCAGAGCAGAGUCGUAUAUUUAAACUGUUUCCUAAUAACAGGAAGGGAAGCUCUGCGGUAAACAGCAGGACCGAUAAAGUCAGAAACGUGUUCAAACACUUCAGCUGACUAAAGUUCAGACUGAGAGUAGAAACUCACCAUCUUCCAAAAUCAUCUUCUCUACAUUAGAGAUUUGUGAUAUUGACUCUAUGCAGCUUUUAUUCUGUCAGCUCCCCUUCAUCCUUCUCCUCCUCCUCCUCUGUGUGUCACUUUAUUUAAACCUCACAGUCACAUGUUGUAUUGAGUUUGUUGUAUCGAGUGUUUAUUAUUAUAUUCUUCUUCUUUGAGGAUGCAGUGAUGUAAAAGGAAAUAUUUACCGUGUUUGUCUCCUGUGUACAGUUAUUGUUUUUACACGUUUACUUCUUAAUUUGUUUUCAACGACACUGACGAGCCACACAGCAGUUUGGCAGCGUUGCAGUCGGGGCAUCGCCUGAUUUAAAUAAUAUUUUUUUUGUUGCUACUUUUGUAUAAAAUGCAUUUAAUGAUCCAGUACAGUUGAAAUAAAAAAGGCAAAGCUGGUUAAGGACACGUUGCAUCAAAUUAAUUUGCAACAAAAGUAAAUGUUUUGUAUGAGGAAGCUGAGCUCGAAUACUUCCACUGCACAAGUGAAGGAAAUGUGUGUAUUUAUGAAAUAUUUUGUAAACGAUAAAGACCGUACACUGUCAAA
Messenger RNA from Archocentrus centrarchus (flier cichlid), 6303 nucleotides. It is a transcript of the gene cables2b, whose product is annotated as Cdk5 and Abl enzyme substrate 2b. The record is from RefSeq and is a predicted model, not a curated record. NCBI's taxonomy places the organism in Eukaryota, Metazoa, Chordata, Actinopteri, Cichliformes, Cichlidae. The transcript is spliced from 10 exons. The coding region runs from base 108 to 1724 and encodes 538 amino acids. Gene Ontology annotation, biological process: regulation of cell cycle.